Molecule: messenger RNA, 2360 nt
Organism: Apis laboriosa (Himalayan honeybee)
Lineage: Eukaryota; Metazoa; Arthropoda; Insecta; Hymenoptera; Apidae
Exons: 5
Coding region: 1-2325 (774 amino acids)
Source: RefSeq, a predicted model, not a curated record
AUGCUGAAUACACCGGUGAACGACAAUAUUAAUAAGAUUGAACGAUUAAAGCUUCAUAUUAAAAAGCGAAAUAAAAUUCUUUCUGAAUUACAAUAUGCAUACGUAAAAUAUUCGUAUCAUCAUUCAUCCGAAUUAGGUACUUUCACAAAUAAUUUAUCGAAUGAAAAAAAAUUAUAUUCUCCUUAUAUUAUCGAAGAUAUUUUAAUAGAAAUGAAGGAAUUAAAGAAAUUCAAUGAUAAAAAUAAAGAUUGCUAUCGAUGUGAACAUUUUUUGAAUAUACCUCAAAAUCUUAUUCAAAUUUGUGAGAAAAUAUCGAAUUAUACAGAAGAAUAUUUGACUGAAUUAAAUUUUGUACAAAGUAUUGUUUGGUUAAAAUCAGCUAUAAUGUUCAUGAAAACUAUUUCCAUUGAACAAUUUCAUUUGGUAUUUCAUAAACAGUGGAAAAAUAUGGGAAAAGAUUCUGAUUUAUAUAAUCAAGAUUCGAUAUCUUAUAUUCAAGAUAAUGAUCAUAGUAAUUUGAUUAAUCUAUUGAACAAUGAUCAGGAAAAUUAUAUAAAUUUUAAUGAUAAUUUAAAAUAUAAUAGUAGUAUCGAUUUAUCAUGUAAUGUACAGUGUGAUAAAAAAAAUAAUAUAUCGCAAUUUUGUUAUCAAGAAAUGAAUCAAGAAAUUGAAAUUUUCACUCAAAAAAGAAUUAAUCCUUCCGUGUUUGCAUCUUAUCAAAGUCUUGACAGAUACUUUAAUACACAAUCGUGUACACAACAGAAUACAACUUUGAAUAAUUAUAUUAUCCAAGAUUCAGACCAAGAUUGUUCUUCUAGUUCCGACAUGUUUAGAGAUUCUUUGGAAAGUCAAGAUAAAAUCAUAAAUAGAGAAACUUAUAAACUUGUCGAAGAAAAUAACCUUAUCAAUGAUAAAUCGGCAGAGAAAUUUUCAUCAUUACAUUCCCAAAAUAAUGAUGUUUUAAAAACUUUGAUGAAAAUGAAAGAUAACAGUAUCUUCCCACACGAUAAUGAUUUUUCAGAUAUUUUAUUUAACAAAGAAUAUUCAUUAUGUAAACAAAAUUGCAAUAAACUAGGGAAACAGUUAACCUCCAAAUCGAAUAAAUCGAAUAAACACGUAAUUGCUCCACAAACUUCUGAUUUGGAUUUUGAUCAUGAAAGUUUUAUUAUUUCGUCGAAUCAGAUUGACGAUGCUUGCUCUCCUCAAAAAGAUAGUGCUUACGAUACUUAUCAAUUGAGUGCAGAAUGUAUAUCAAUAUCGAAUUACAUUGAUGAAAGUGAAAAGAGUAUAUUUUCUAAUCAAAAAAUCGAUAAAAUUACUCCUCAUCAAAAAGACACGCAUGAUAUAGAAUUUCUUACCUCAGAUAUAAGCGAAAAAGAUUGGAUUUUAAAUCAAGAUCAGCAACUGUGUUUAUCUUUUUCUUGUCAAAAAAACGAUAGUAGCACAAAUAACGUAAAAUCAUAUACGCAAAAAAGACAUUUGCAGAAAUAUUCACUCGAAGAAUGUGAGGAAAGUAGAGGUAAAAGAAAGAGAUUAAAAUCUGUUCACGGAUUAACUGUAACUAAGGUUUAUGAAGGAAAGGACAAAAAGAUUUCAUCGGAGUGGUUGAAAUUCAUAUUCGAUACCUUAAAUGUGGACGAUGUUGCUUUUGAAUCGGCAAAGAUGAUUCUUUCAGUUUUUCAAAAUGAGAGAAUAGGGAAAUUGUAUAUGAGAAAAAGAUGUUGGAAAGAUACUUUAGAAGAGCAAGCUUUAAAUGCAAUAUUGGAUUUUUGUGACAUUUCUGAAGCUAAAUAUAGAACUAAUGCGUAUACACAAGAAAUUGUGCAAAUAGUGACAAGUAUAUUGGAUGAAAAUAUUGAAAAUAUUCGACUAAACAAGGUUACGAUACAGACUUAUCAGAUCACCAUUAUUUUACAUUUAUGCACUUCUAUGAGAAUUUGUAUCGAAAUAAUAAAUUAUCUAAUCACGAAACUGAAAAUCUACGAAAACAUUUUAAUUUCUCUAGUAAAUAGCAAAAAAGCUGAUGUACAUAUUAUAAUAAAUCAAUUGCAUAUUAUAUUUUAUAUUUUAACUAGUUGUUUACAGAAAUAUCGAUUAAUCUUUAGAAAUGAAGAAAGAGAUCAAUCUGACGAAGAAAUAAUACCAUCUGUAAUCGAUUUAUGGAAAAAACAAUUGAAUUUCGAAAGCACGAUAAUGGAAGAUAGCAAACAAACAAGAGAAAGAAGAUGGUUAAUGAUUUUGGAUGACUUUACAGUAAUUGCUACAGAAAAUUUUGUUCAAUUUGCUAAAAAAUCACGAAAAUUAGUUAAUUUAUUAACUAUAUGAUUAAAUAAUUUCAAGUGUAAUUUUAAUAUAUUGGA